AGCCGCUGUGACUUCUCGGUUUCCGGGGCGGAGCUUCCUCCUCUUUCGUGUCAGCCAUUACGGUCCAUCUGACAGAACCCAAGCCUCAACAUGCAGAACGACGCUGGUGAAUUCGUGGAUUUGUACGUCCCCCGCAAAUGCUCUGCCAGCAACAGAAUCAUUGGAGCCAAGGACCAUGCUUGCAUCCAGAUUAAUGUUGCCGAGGUUGAUAAGGUCACAGGCAGAGUUACUGGUCAGUUCAAGACCUAUGCCAUCUGUGGACCCAUCCGCAGGAUGGGGGAAUCUGAUGACUCCAUUCUCAGGUUGGCGAAAAACGAUGGCAUUGUUUCAAAGAACUUCUAAAUGAAGAAUCCUUUGGAUUUGGGAGUCUUGUAGAAAACAAUAAAAUAAGAAAAAAACAAA
Bufo bufo (common toad) is the source of this 402-nucleotide messenger RNA. It is a transcript of the gene RPS21, whose product is annotated as ribosomal protein S21. Gene Ontology annotation, biological process: translation; endonucleolytic cleavage in ITS1 to separate SSU-rRNA from 5.8S rRNA and LSU-rRNA from tricistronic rRNA transcript (SSU-rRNA, 5.8S rRNA, LSU-rRNA); endonucleolytic cleavage to generate mature 3'-end of SSU-rRNA from (SSU-rRNA, 5.8S rRNA, LSU-rRNA). Lineage: Eukaryota; Metazoa; Chordata; Amphibia; Anura; Bufonidae. Gene Ontology annotation, cellular component: ribosome; cytosolic small ribosomal subunit. The transcript is spliced from 6 exons. The record is from RefSeq and is a predicted model, not a curated record. Gene Ontology annotation, molecular function: structural constituent of ribosome. The coding region runs from base 91 to 342 and encodes 83 amino acids.